UCAGUAUAUAAGUGACUCUAAGGAAAAAGUUAGAGAUCAAUUUUCUCUCACUUGAAACACCCUUAAUUAAAGUUUACUUCAUAUUAAUACUGCAUCAGCAAAACUUCAUCAGCACUAAUGAAUAUCGAUGAUGUUGAGCGCAUUAGAACAGGUACUGUAUUGACAGCAACAGCACACGCGGUGACUGCAGUGAUAGGAUCAGGAGUGCUAGCAGUGCCAUGGAGUGUUGCUCAGAUGGGUUGGAUUUUUGGGCCACUUUCCCUCUUUGGUUUUGCUGUCAUUACCUACAUUACUGCCCGUCUGCUUUGCGACUGUUAUCGGACUCCUGAUCCGAUCAAGGGCCAGAGAAACCGCACCUACAUGGAUGCUGUUCGAGCUACCUUAGGGAAAAAGGAGGUGUUGAUUUGUGCUGUUGCUCAGUAUUCUUUGCUAUGGGGAACAAUGGUUGGUUAUGCAAUCACAGCAGCAACUAGCAUGGUGUCUGUUAAAAGAACAAAUUGCUACCACACAGGAACAGCUGAAGCAGUAGUUCAUUGUGAAGCAUCAUCAGGCAACACUUUCCUGCUAAUAUUUGGAGCCAUAAAUAUUGUACUCUCUCAAAUUCCCAACCUCGAGAAGGUGACAUUCCUCUCAGUGAUCGCGGCCACAAUGUCAUUCUGUUACUCCUUUGUUGCACUAUAUCUAUGUGUAGCCAAGUUCGCUUCUCAUCCUAAGCCUAGAGGCACCCUAACUGGUGUUGAAAUUGGGAGAAAUGGCCUCACUUUGACUUCUAAACUCUGGCAAUCUUUUCAAGCUCUUGGCAACAUUGCCUUCUCUUACACCUAUGCUCAGUUGCUCAUUGAGAUUCAGGACACGCUAAAAUCACAUCCAGCUGAAAAUAAAACCAUGAAAAGGGCAACUUUAUAUAGCAUUGCACUGACAACAACCUUCUAUGUUUCUUUGGGUUGUAUGGGAUACCUUGCCUUUGGAAAUCAAGCUCCAGGGAAUGUUCUUACUGCCUUCCAUGAACCCUUUUGGCUAGUUGAUCUUGCCAAUAUUGGAGUGGUUAUACAUCUAACUGCAGCAUUUCAGGUAUUUGCUCAACCUAUUUUUGCAACUUAUGAGAAGUGGCUGGCAAUGAGGUGGCCCUCGUCGUCAUUCAUCCACAAUGCAUACACCAUUAACAUUUCAGGAAUAAAGCCAUUGAGCUACCAAUUCACGCUUUGCCAGCUUCUUCUACGGCCUCUCGUUGUCGUUAUCACCGUGCUAACUGCAAUGAUGUUCCCUUUCUUCAAUGCUGUGUUGGGUUUGUUGGGUUCAAUUGCAUUUUUUCCAUUGACAGUUUACUUGCCAGUGAGAAUGUACAUGACUCAGACCACCAUUAAGAAAGGAGGGUUUAAGUGGUUUAUGCUUCAAGCAUUGUGCUUAGUUUCCUUGCUUGUAUCCCUCACUUCUGCUGUGGGUUCUGUUGCUGAUAUUGUUGACCGCCUUAGCCAUGCCAAGCUCUUUAGUGCAAACUUGUAGUUGAUUGAUUAAUUACAAACUCAAAUUUUAUAUAAUGCAACUACUUAGAGUGAUCUUGAAUCUUCAUUGCUUCAAUUUGUAU
Messenger RNA from Beta vulgaris subsp. vulgaris (sugar beet), 1585 nucleotides. RefSeq names its product amino acid permease 1. Gene Ontology annotation, cellular component: plasma membrane. The record is from RefSeq and is a predicted model, not a curated record. NCBI's taxonomy places the organism in Eukaryota, Viridiplantae, Streptophyta, Magnoliopsida, Caryophyllales, Amaranthaceae.